Symbiodinium natans is the source of this 918-nucleotide messenger RNA. NCBI's taxonomy places the organism in Eukaryota, Dinophyceae, Suessiales, Symbiodiniaceae. The record is from the annotation of a GenBank genome assembly.
AUGAUUCAAGGUUCUUUGGGUUCUUUCCCUGGUACAACUUGUGGGCACUUUGCCACAAUUUGCUUAGCGAGGCAUGCUGUCACACAGGUCCGUGGCUCAUUUCCUCCCACAGCAGUCUUUCAGGGCCCGAAGAAAGGCCCGGAGGCACAGGAGUUGCAGUGCUGGAAGAGCCUGAUCCAAGAGUUCAUCUUCAAACCGGGCUUUUGCUGUUUUCUUCAGGAUCUUCUGAGUGCUCUUCGCGGCGGCCAGGCUGGUUGCAGCGCGGCGCGCGGAAGCCGCAUGGGAGUCACCGUAGUCGCCGUAGUCACCCCAGGGAGCCACUCCCUUGACAACCUCAGGAGCCGCCACGGCCAAGUAGUCAGUCAGCGGGAUGAGCGGAUUCGGGCUCCUUGCCGACGGUCAAUCAAGCCUGGGCGUGAACGCCUGGCAUGCACCCUAGACUUGAAACCAAAAACUCAGGGGUGUCAUGACGAAAAAAUGCCCAAGCGUGCCGCCAAGCCCAUCUUCACGAUCCACGUUCACACCUCGCAAAGCAGCAUAUCCGACACGCAACAUGGCAGAAGGUCCAACUCUGUGGUGCUGCGGCUGGACAGCCUCAGCGAAUUGAGGCCGAAGAGCACACCGUUUUGCUGGCUAAGCCCAAGCUCUUCUUUGCACCAGCAACUGCUUUGUGCGACUGUGUCCACAACAGCCCACAGCCUGCAUUGGGCGGAGGCUUUGCCGUCCUCAGUAUCUCGCCUGAGUCAGCAAAGUCCAAAAGCCCCCAUUGACACCGAAGCCAGCAAAGGCCGUGAAGGGCUCAAAGGGCUCAAAGGCUCAGCGCGGUGUCGGCCGUUGGUUUUGCAGAGGCUCCUUGAUUUACUUGGACCGCUAGUGGGACUACUAGUGGGACUGGCGUACAGCACUUCGUGUCAAUAG